Molecule: messenger RNA, 1221 nt
Organism: Hansenula ciferrii
Lineage: Eukaryota; Fungi; Ascomycota; Saccharomycetes; Phaffomycetales; Wickerhamomycetaceae
Product: putative monooxygenase
Exons: 1
Coding region: 1-1221 (406 amino acids)
Molecular function (GO): oxidoreductase activity, acting on paired donors, with incorporation or reduction of molecular oxygen; monooxygenase activity
Source: RefSeq, a predicted model, not a curated record
AUGGAAAAUACUAACAGUUUUUUUUUUAGACCUACUGCUACUGUUCCUUUAAUGGCUUCUGUCACUAAAAACUUAGCCUUUGGUUUAACUAUAAGUACAUUAGCUGAACCUCCAUAUCAUUUAGCUAGAAGAUUAGCUACUUUAGAUCAUUUAUCAAAAGGUAGAAUUGGUUGGAACAUUGUUACAACAUUUACAAAUAGCGCUUCAAGAAAUAAUUUAAAUGGUCAAGAUCUUGCUGUUAAUACAGAUCGUUAUGCAAGAGCAGAUGAAUAUGUUGAUGUUAUUUAUGAGCUUUUAUUAUCAAGUUGGAGAGAUGAUGCUGUAUUAAAUGAUAAAGCUAAAAGAAUCUAUGCAGAUCCAGAUGGUAUUAGAAAAAUUAAUUUUGAAGGUAAACAUUUUACUGUCCCAGGUUAUCAAUUUACAGAACCUUCUCCACAAAGAUUACCUUUAAUUAUUCAAGCUGGUGGUUCUCCACCAGGUGAAAAAUUUGGUGCAAGAGUUGCAGAACUUGUAUUUGUGAAUGAAGAUACACCAGAAAAAUUAAGAACAAAGAUUGAUAGAAUUAAAAAACUUGCCCAUGAAGAAUAUGGUAGAAAUCCUGAUAAUUUAAAAUUUGUUUCAUUAAUUGAAGUUUAUAUCGCUGAGACUACAGAGGAAGCAUAUGCAAAAUUUGAAGAUAUUCUUCAAUAUGUUAGUGAAGAAGGUGCACAAGUUUUAUUUGGUGGUUGGACAGGUGUUGAUUUAAGUCCAUAUGAUUGGGAUGAAGAUUUAAGAAAAAUUGCAGAAGCAAAUCCAAGAUCUCAUUUAAAAUCAUUAGUUGCAUCACCAGUUAAAAUUACAAGAAGAGAUCUUGUUAAUAAAAUUACUGGUAAAACUAGUAAAACUACAUUCAUUGGUUCAGUUAAAGAAGUUGCAGAUCAAAUUGAAGAUUUAGUUGAUAAAUCUGGACUUGAUGGAUUUAAUUUUGCUUAUAAUUUAUGGCCAGGUAGUUUUGAAGAUAUUGUUGAUCUUUUAUUACCAGAAUUAAGAAAACGUGGAUUAGCAUGGGAUGAUUAUCCAGUUCAAAAUGGUACAUUUAGAGAAAAUUUUUAUGGUCAAAAAGGUCAAACUUUUGUACCUGAAGAUCAUUCAGCUUUUGGUUAUAAAUGGAAUUCAGGUGUUUCAAAAGAACAAUUUGAAAAAGAUUUAAAAGCUUAUAAAGAAAAAAAUAACAGAUUGUAA